Molecule: messenger RNA, 768 nt
Organism: Tetrahymena thermophila SB210
Lineage: Eukaryota; Ciliophora; Oligohymenophorea; Hymenostomatida; Tetrahymenidae
Product: transmembrane protein, putative
Exons: 5
Source: RefSeq, a predicted model, not a curated record
AUGAGUACGAUAAAGUACAUCAAAGGAUUCUGCAUAGGAAGACAGACAGAUUGCAAAAUUCUUUUUUAAAUAAGUAGAGUGCCUUCUGAAAAUACAGAAUAAAAUGAAAAGGAAAUAUCUUAACAUAUUUAGAAUUACCUUAAAAAUGAUGAAGAACAAAAGUCAUAUGAAAUAAAUAAAACUCAUUAAAUUGUUGCCAACGAAGGCGUGUACUGCACUCUUAUUGAUGAUAAAAAAAUUGUGUAUACAACUCUUGUGAAUGAAAUAUAUCCAUUUGAUCAAGCCUAACUUAUGUUAAAUAAUAUAAAAAAGGAACUAAAGAAUAUGCCUAACUACGAAAAGCAGAGCGAUAAGACAAUCUAAAACUUUGCUAAGGGUUUUAUUGUUUAAAUAAUUGAUAAAUUUGAUUCUGAGUAAAUUGUUCAAGAUGCAAUAAAAAUAUUUUCGCACAAGCAAAUUGAAAUAGAAGACAUUCAUGCAUAAAUUGAGCAAAACCUUAAGCAAAUCAACACAGACCAUUCUAAUCCCUCUAAUUUUUCUACUGCUGAUUAAAAGCUAAGUCCAGAGCUUGAGAAAUUAAGGCAGCAACAAGAAAGUAACAAAGAAGAUCAAAAGGCAAAAACCAAAGAAUAAAAUCAAUAAGAAAAUCAGUAACUUUAACAAAAGCAAUUAAAAAAUGCUGUUGCAGUAAGAAACUUAAAAAUAAAAAUUAUUGUAGCUAUAGUGAUUAUUUCAAUUGUACUUUAUGCAGUCAUACCCCUUUUCUGA